UCUUCAGAUUCUUGUUUGUUUAAAGUUGUCUCCCUCAGGGAACACGUUGAUUGUUGGUCCAAUUCCAUUCGCCCCUCCGACUUUAUCAUUAACACUAUUGUUGAAGGCUACAGAAUUCCUUUCUUUGAUUUGCCUGAGAAUUUUGUUAUUCUCAAUAGAUCUUCGGCGUUCAAGUUUAAAGAUUUUGUUCACGAGGCCAUUUCAGAGUUAACUGAGCGUGGUUGUGUUAAGGAAGUUCUUAAUCCACCAAAGUUUAUCAAUCCUCUGCUCGUUGUGCAGCAGUCCAGUGGGAAAUGCAGGCUUAUUUUGGACCUCAGUGUCGUAUUUAAACAGAAUUUUAUUUGGAAGCAGUCUGUUCGGUUGGAAGAUAUUCGCACUGUAUUUGAUUUGUUUCAGUCAGGCUAUUUUUUCUUCACCUUUGAUCUCAAAUCUGGUUACCAUCACGUCGAAAUUUUUCCAGAUCAUCGCCAGUAUCUGGGUUUUUCUUGGAAUUUUGGCUCUGUUGUUAAGCACUUCGUUUUUACUGUUUUGCCUUUUGGAACGUCCUCCGCGCCGUACAUUUUCACUAAAACAGUGCGUUCGCUCGUUAAUUACUGGCGCGGUCUUGGGCGUCGUGUUGUUACUUUUUUGGACGACGGUAUCGGCGGGAGCCCCGAUUACGCUAGUUGCCUGGUCCAUAGUCGUCUAUGUCGUUCUGAUUUGGACUCUGCGGAUUUCUUUGUGAACCUUCAAAAAUGAGUGUGGGAGCCGUCUCAAGUCGGUACCUGGCUUGGUUUCCAUCUAGAUUUCAGUUUUAAUUUCAUCACCGUUCCUCUUCCGAAUAUUACGAAGUUGCAGGAGAGUAUUUCACGUAUCCUUGCUCUGCGUUUUGUUAACGCUAAGGAUCUAGCUAGCGUUGCUGGUCAGUUGAACUCUAUGUUUUUGGCUAUUGGAAACAUUGUGCGUUUAAUGUCUCGUGCCAUGUACGCCCAGAUUUCAGCUCAGAAUUCCUGGUUUUCUAAUUUUUAUCUGGAAGAUUCGGUUGUGAAGGAAUUA
Messenger RNA from Porites evermanni, 1035 nucleotides. The record is from the annotation of a GenBank genome assembly. Lineage: Eukaryota; Metazoa; Cnidaria; Anthozoa; Scleractinia; Poritidae.